This is a messenger RNA of Physcomitrium patens, 7435 nucleotides long. The record is from RefSeq and is a predicted model, not a curated record. Lineage: Eukaryota; Viridiplantae; Streptophyta; Bryopsida; Funariales; Funariaceae.
CUCCCUCCUCUUCCUCCUCUUCCUGUUGUUGCUGCUGCUGCUCCUGCUCUUCCUUCCCUUCCUCCUCUUUGACAAUCUUCUCCUUUCUUCUCUCUUACUCUGUUUCUUUUGUUGCUGCUUUCCUUCUCUCCUCAUUAGUUUCUUCCGAUUUCUUCCCUUCUUUGCUCGCUAUCGUUUUUUGGGGGAGUUGGGUGCCAGCAAUUGCUUGGUUCGGGUUUUGGGUGCAAUUGUUCGCAUCCGCACCGAGAGCGUUGUAGGCCGCGCAUUGAGCUCCAGGGCGUGUUUUUCGGUGAUUCGGGAACCCUCGGGGGAUACCCACCAGGUAUAUUUUGCUGCGGCUUGGUGAGAUUGAGCGAACGAGCGUGGGUAGUCGCGAGGCGGCUUGAGUAUGCGUGUGCGUGUGGGGUACGUCUAAGGAAUUACACAAUUGGGGUGAUAUUGUUCGCUUACUUUCAAGGAUGCGCCACAUGAUGGACAUUUGAAGGAAGCUCUCGAAGUCGGCGAUUGCUGCUGCUACAUAUGAUUCCUGAGUUGAAGGAGGCAUUUUACAGAAUUGAAAUCCUUUGAUUUGUGGUGAUUAUGGACGGCUGUGAGUGUGAAUUUCAGGGGUAACUGUGUCCCUUUCUUGCUCAUUUCCCAUUUAUGUGAGUGGAUUUUGGGAUGUAAACGUUGUUGAGAGGAGUGGACGUGGAGGUGAGGAAGGAUAUGGAAAGGCAAGAUUCUGGUUAUCCGGCAAAACUUCAGCAGAAGUUGGGGAACCAAGUAAUCGGGCUUCCGUAUCUUGCAGUAUUGCGGCUGUCCCGGGACUGUGGUGUGCGAGUGUAAACGAGGAGGCCAGGUGUGACAUCUUUCACAAUGGCUCAGCAGACAUCCCGGCUGCACCGCCUUCUUACGCUUCUUGACACGGGAUCCACAUCAACCACAAGGAGGACAGCAGCUCGACAAAUUGGUGAAAUUGCAAAGCAGCACCGAGGAGAACUUCGACCACUUCUUAGACGGGUAAGGCAAUUUUUGCGGAGCAAGAGCUGGGAUACAAGGGUGGCAUCUGCGCAAGCCAUUGGAGCUAUUGCAGAAAAUGUGCCGCAUGUAACCGUGAAGGAUUUGCUUGCAAAAGCUGAAGCAGAAUUAGGAGAGAAGGGCCACAUUGAGAGCAAUUUAGAGAACCUGGUUUUCCAUGAGAGUGAAAAUGGUGCUCUUACUUUCCAGAGGUUUGACAUGCAAGGAGUGCUUGAAAAUGGGGCCCAGUUGUUAUCAUCUGGAGGACAAGAAUAUGACGUGGGAGUUGACAACUCCAAAACCCCUGCUGAACGGUUGGCUCGUCAGAAACAGAAUCUGCGUCGCCGCUUAGGACUUGAUGGAUGCGAGCAGUUCAUGGAUGUCAAUGAUAUGAUUCGUGACGAAGAUCUCUUAGGACAUCGCGGAGCAGCUCACACUAAUGGAGAAGCAUCAGCUCGAGACUUUUUUGUUCAACCACAACCUCAUAAGCAGGAGGUUCAUGAACUAGUGGCUACUAUGGUACCAGGUGGUCUUUCAAGAACUUUAAGCGCUAGAGAGCGUAACAUGUUGAAACGGAAAGCCAAGGUGUUACCUAAAGAUGGUGCGAAAGAGUGGGGAGAGGAAGAGGAAGUUGAGGAGCCGACUGCUAAGCGUACUAAACAAACUAAGUCUGUUAUGUCUGAGCAGGCACAGGGUGGAGAUACGAAGCUUGUGGUAGAUGUUGUAUUAGAUAAUGAGAAUCUAGAGGAAGAUACUGUUGGAGAAUGGCCCUUUAGUCACAUUGUGGAGCUCCUCAUCAACGAUAUGUUUGAUCCAGUCUGGGAGGUACGACAUGGGAGCUUAAUGGCAUUGAGAGAAAUUCUGAGUGUUCAAGCAGCAUCCGCUGGUGUCACGGCCCCAACUCUGGAGUCUGAAUCAGAAGCUGAAGCAGUGGAAGAAUCAACACCCAUUAACUCAUCAGUUUGUGAUGUCAACGAAUCUGAGAAAGAAAUUCCAUCCUCAAGUCCUCACAAGGAAAGUAUGAUAGAUCUAAAUUUAGACAUACCAACAGAGGAAGACAAUGGAGGAUUAAAAAAGGGUGAGGAAGAUUCAUCACCAGCUUUCCACAAUCACAAUUGGACUGGGAUGCCAGAAGUUGUAAACAGCAAGCCUGACUGGAUGAAAGCAGACCAGGUCCCUGUUAAAAUAGAAUUAAGUUUGGGUUGCAUGAAAUCAGGAUCGAAGCCAGAUCACUUGAAAUCUGAAGACCUAAAUGCAAUGAAUUCUGAGUUAAAUUUGGAAAUGGGUAGAACCGAAGGUUCGAAUGCGUCAAAACCUGAACUAGAUUUGGAAUUGGGUAUGGUCAAGUCGGAGCUGUCUUUAAGUGCUGUGAAACCUGAAUUGGACCUUAACAUGGAGGUGGAGUUAGAUCUUAACAUGGAAAUGAAAGAAGAGCCAUUGACCGUAAAAGAUGAGCCAUUAACAGUAAAAGAAGAGCCAUUGACUGUGAAAGAAAAUCCAGUAAAUGUGAAAGUAGAGACAAACUCAGAGAGUGAUUCGCAGUCAAAUCUGUCCUGGCAUGUUCUUGCUCCUGCAAGUGUAAUGAAAGAAAACAACGACCCAAAGGUUGUAAGAGCCGCAAAGAAAGCCCUAGCUGCAAACAUCGGAUUUCUACAAGAUUGUACUAUUCGUCUACUCUGCGUCUUUGCCCUUGAUCGGUUUGGAGAUUAUGUGUCGGAUCAAGUGGUAGCGCCUGUUCGGGAAACAUGUGCACAAGUGAUGGGAGCUGUGAUGAAGCAGAUGCCACCACCUCUGGUUCAUGAAACACUGAGCAUUUUACUCCAAAUGCAGAAUCGCCCCGAGUGGGAGGUGCGACACGGGAGCCUAUUGGGUAUCAAGUAUCUUGUAGCUGUUCGUCAGGAAAUGCUGCAGGAACUAUUACCUCGAGUCCUUCCGGCCUGCAUGGCAGGCUUGGAGGACGCAGACGAUGAUGUACGGGCAGUGGCUGCAGAGGCUUUGACUCCAGCAGCAGCUGCUAUAGUUGCAUCUGCUGGUGCAAAACAUGUCACUGCUAUCCUGUUGUCCCUUUGGGAUAUCUUGCUGGACCUGGAUGACCUCAGCCCAUCAACUAGUAGUGUUAUGCACUUGUUAGCUGAGCUGUAUUCCCAGCCACAAGUGGAGUCAAAAACAGUGAUGGAAAAGCCAAUGUUGCUAGAUUUGAAUGAGACUAUGAUGGAUGAAAUCUCAGGGAGCGAUAGUGCAACCGGUGUAGAAGACGAUCCAUUUUUGCUUUCGACUUUAGCCCCACGGCUGUGGCCUUUCAUGCGCCACAAUAUCACCUCUGUCCGCCUUGCAGCUAUACGAACUCUGGAGCGGCUUCUGGAGUCCGGAGAUUACAGAGCAAAGGGGGACACCGGAAGUUCCUGGGCUGUCCCUAUAUUGGGUGAUGCUUUGAGAAUGGUCUUCCAAAAUCUGCUUCUUGAGUCAGAUGAGGCUGUUAUUCAAUGCUCUCAGCGUGUGUGGCGAUUGCUACUUCAAUGUCCUGAAGAAAAGCUUGCAGAAGAAGCAACUUCAUAUUUAUCAUCGUGGUUAAAAUUGGCAAGCACAGCCGCGGGUGCUCCUUUGGAGACUUCUAAAAUGUAUUCACCGAAUUCACUGCCCAGGAAAAGCAGAGGAAGAGCAGUUGCCAAGCUGAAGGCAGUUCGUGGGGAGAUACCGGCAGUUGGGGAAUCCAGCUGGCAACCCCCUAGACCAAACAACAAGGUCCGGGAUCUUCUUCAUGUGAUUGUUGGAGCUGACGGCGAAAAAUCUGCAGUUCUUAUGCGCGUGACUACGGCUAGAGCCCUCGGCAUACUUGCAGCUUCAUUACCUUCCGCACUGUUUCCUACUGUUGCCAAUUUGCUAACUGAGCUGUUAUCCUCGUCCCUAGGCACGCAACGCCAGGUAGCAUCAAUGGUUAUUGUAUCAUGGUUUAAGGAAAUGAGGGUCCGAAUGGACCACGAUAAGUCCUCAGAAGCGGCAACAGCUGUACAACCCAUGCUGGUCCGACUGCUGGAGCUUCUGGGUAUUGGAGACCCUUCAUCCCCAACACCAGGAUCCAGUGCACCAUACGGAGAGCUUUCCAGGAUGUUCGCUAAAAUGCGCACGGAGGCUGGGGCUCUUAUUAAACACACGGAAUCGUUAGGAACAUUCAAGCGCUCUGUUCUUGCCAGCUUACCGUCAAUUGACACCAUUAGUGCUGAAGCAGCAAUAGAGUUGGCUAGUAAACUUGUGCAACCAAGUCAGCCACAUGGGGAUGCUGAUGAUAAGUCAACGUCUGCUUCGGAUUCAAUGGAAUUGGCUCGCCAACGCUUGCUGGCUACGGCUGGAUACCUCCAAGUAGUCCAGGGUAAUUUGCACAUGAGUGUGUUGGCAUCACUUGCGGGUGCUGUUGUCUGGAUGGGUGAACUUCCCGUGAAGCUUAAUCCUAUUAUUCAGCCAUUGAUGGCUGCAAUAAAACGUGAACAGGAAGAAGCACUUCAACAACCUGCAGCAGAGGCAUUAGCGGAAAUUAUCGUGCAAUGCGUAGGACGAAAACCUAGUCCAAACGAGAAGUUAAUUAAGAACUUGUGCGCAUUAACUUGUGCUGAUCCGGUGGAGACACCAAAAGCCACUCAAGCUAAUGCAAGUGCAGUUAGCAUCGAAGAAGCUGAAGUGCCCUCUUCUGGGAAAGGUAAUAAGCAUGCAAAAGUAGCACCUUUGUCUGCCAUUGAAGAGAGAGCAAGAGCCGAAGGGGCGAUCACCAGACGUGGAGCGGAAUCGGCACUGAAGUCUUUAUGUAACAAGUUUGGUAGUUCAUUAUUGAACCAGCUUCCAAAAUUGUGGGAUUGCUUGACUGAAAGCUUUGGACAACCAGCUCUUGCCACUAGUGAUCAAGCUUCCAUUGUACUUCCUGUUUUAACUGCUGAACCUCAGGCUCUCAUCACUAACCUUCAGGUGGUGAGGUCCAUGGCUCCAGUGGUUGACAAGGCUCUGCAUCCUAAAAUGCUGUUACUUUUGCCAGCAAUCUUCGCCUGUGUCCGGCAUGACCAUGCAGCAGUCCGACUCGUAGCUUCCAGAUGCCUGACUGCCACGGCUCAGACCAUGCUCGAGCCUGUGAUGGCAUCUGUCUUAAUUACAGCCGUGCCUAUGUUGGGUGACACUACGUCCGUUGAAGCACGGCAAGGUUCAGGAAUGCUAAUUACGGCUCUGGUUGAGGGUCUAGGCACGGAGCUUGUGGCUUACGCUUCCUUGCUUAUUGUCCCCUUGCUGGGUUGUAUGAGUGAUUCCAAUCACCAUGUUCGUCAAAGUGUCACAAAAAGUUUUGCAGCCCUUGUUCCUCUUCUUCCGUUAGCUCGUGGAGUGCCUCCUCCUAAAGGGCUUGAUGAGUUCCAAGCAUCAAGGAGUGCAGAUGAUACACGGUUCCUGGAGCAGCUAUUAGAUAACUCACAGGUUGAUGAUUACAAAUUACAAUUUCCACUCAAUGUCACUUUGCGCAGGUACCAACAGGAAGGCAUCAAUUGGCUUGCAUUUUUGAAGCGUUUCAAACUGCACGGCAUUUUGUGUGAUGAUAUGGGUUUGGGUAAAACCCUCCAAGCGUCUGCCAUUGUUGCAUCUGAUACUGUUGAACGAGCAAAUGCCUUUGCUGUAUCCAAGAGUCCCGAUGUAGCCCCUCUUCCAUCGCUGGUGGUAUGUCCAUCCACUUUGGUAGGACACUGGGCUUUCGAGAUUGAGAAAUUCAUACCAACUGACAUUUUAAAUCCCCUACAAUACGCGGGGUCGCCUCAAGAGCGAAUCGAUCUACGAUCUCGAUUUCCAAAGCAUAACAUAAUUAUCACAUCAUAUGAUGUUUUGCGUAAAGAUAUCGACUAUCUGGCAACGCAGGUGUGGAACUACUGCAUUCUCGAUGAGGGUCACAUUAUCAAGAGUGCGAAGUCAAAGAUCACAAUGGCUGCUAAACGUGUACAGGCUGAUCAUCGGCUUUUACUGUCAGGAACUCCCAUCCAAAAUAACGUUCUGGAGCUUUGGUCUCUAUUUGACUUCCUCAUGCCUGGUUUCCUAGGCACUGAGCGCCAGUUUCAAGCUAAUUAUGGGAAACCAUUACAAGCGUCUAGGGAAGGUAAAUGCUCUUCAAAAGAAGCUGAGGCUGGAGUGUUGGCCAUGGAAGCACUUCAUAAGCAGGUCAUGCCAUUUUUGUUGCGCCGUACGAAAGACGAAGUGCUCGCUGAUCUUCCACCAAAAAUUAUUCAAGAUCGAUACUGUGAUCUCAGCCCAUUGCAGUUACAGCUGUAUGAAGAUUUUUCUCAUUCCCAGGCAAAACAAGAAAUCUCUUCAUUAGUAGAGCAUUACGGUGGUCCUGAUGCUUCAGAAGCCCGAACAGCCAGCGCUCCUUCCACUCAUGUUUUCCAGGCACUGCAAUACCUGCGGAAGCUUUGUAGUCAUCCUCUGCUUGUAUUGGAGGACGAGAGACAAGCAGCGCGGCAUGUUGAUGCAAUUGCUCAAAGUGGCGCCAAAGACCUACAUGAACUACAUCAUGCGCCCAAACUUCAGGCUCUUCGGGAUAUCUUAGAAGAAUGCGGUAUUGGGGUACCUGCGGCAGCUGAAAGUUCUGCCAGUCCAGAAGGAGGUCAUCAUCGUGUUCUUAUCUUUGCCCAACUUAAGAACUUUUUGGACAUCAUAGAAAAGGACCUUUUCCAAACACACAUGAAAGGGGUGACAUACUUGCGAUUGGAUGGAUCGGUGGAGUCAGACAAACGUUUCGAUAUUGUCAAAGCCUUCAAUUCCGAUCCCACCAUUGAUGUGCUACUUCUCACCACUCAUGUUGGAGGUCUAGGACUGAAUUUAACUGCAGCGGACACAGUCGUAUUCAUGGAGCAUGACUGGAACCCCAUGCGCGACCUGCAGGCAAUGGAUCGAGCACAUAGGUUAGGACAAAAGCGAGUAGUCAAUGUCCACAGACUCAUUAUGCGUGGAACACUUGAAGAGAAGAUCAUGAGCCUCCAGCGCUUCAAAAUCUCAGUAGCGAACACUGUCAUAAAUGCAGAGAAUGCUAGUCUAAAUACAAUGGAUACUACACAGCUUCUCGACCUUUUUACAGUUUCUAAAAACGCUCAAAAGGCUAGCACAUCCAUGAAGGCCGGAGAGGACGAAAGUGAUGCUGCAGCAUCAGUAGGAGUUAACAAGGGCCUCAAAGCCAUGCUUAACAAUUUAGAAGAGUUGUGGGACCAGUCACAGUAUAGUGAAGAGUACAAUUUAGUCCAAUUUGUUUCUCGCCUCAAUGGUUGAGAGUACAUGUAGUGGCAGCACAGCACAUGUCAACUCCUGCUUGUGAUGAAGUCAGCAGGUGCUUGAGGUACAAUGAUUCUUUUUGGGCUCAUCAUGCUCUUCAUUUUGUAACAAUAAAAAUCACUUCCCCAUUAAAAAAUUUGUGAUAUUCGUUUUC